Molecule: messenger RNA, 1395 nt
Organism: Homarus americanus (American lobster)
Lineage: Eukaryota; Metazoa; Arthropoda; Malacostraca; Decapoda; Nephropidae
Product: RNA-binding protein 33-like
Exons: 1
Source: RefSeq, a predicted model, not a curated record
GCAGCCAUUACAUCCUCCAUUGCCAAGCAGCCAUUACAUCCCCCAUCACCAGGCAGCCAUUACAUCCCCCAUCACCAGGCAGCCAUUACAUCCCCCAUCACCAGGCAGCCAUUACAUCCCCCCAUCACCAGGCAGUCAUUACAUCCCCAUCACCAGGCAGCCAUUACAUCCCCCAUCACCAGGCAGCCAUUACAUCCCCCAUCACCAGGCAGCCAUUACAUCCCCAUCACCAGGCAGCCACAUCCCCAUCACCAGGCAGCCAUUACAUCCCCAUCACCAGGCAGUCAUUACAUCCCAUCACCAGGCAGCCAUUACAUCCCCCAUCACCAGGCAGCCACAUCCCCCAUCACCAGGCAGCCAUUACAUCCCCCAUCACCAGGCAGCCAUUACAUCCCCCAUCACCAGGCAGCCAUUACAUCCUCCAUUGCCAAGCACAUUACAUCCCCCAUCACCAGGCAGCCAUUACAUCCCCCAUCACCAGGCAGCCAUUACAUCCCCCAUCACCAGGCAGCCAUUACAUCCCCCAUCACCAGCAGCCAUUACAUCCCCCAUCACCAGGCAGCCAUUACAUCACCCAUCACCAGCAGCCAUUACAUCCCCCAUCACCAGGCAGCCAUUACAUCCCCCAUCACCAGGCAGCCAUUACAUCACCCAUCACCAGCCAUUACAUCCUCCAUCACCAGGCAGCCAUUACAUCCCCCAUCACCAGGCAGUCAUUACAUCCUCCAUCACCAGGCAGUCAUUACAUCCUCCAUCACCAGGCAGCCAUUACAUCCUCCAUCACCAGGCAGCCAUUACAUCCCCCAUCACCAGGCAGCCAUUACAUCCCCAUCACCAGGCAGCCAUUACAUCCCCCAUCACCAGGCAGCCAUUACAUCCCCCAUCACCAGGCAGCCAUUACAUCCCCAUCACCAGGCAGCCAUUACAUCCCCCAUCACCAGGCAGCCAUUACAUCCCCAUCACCAGGCAGCUAUUACAUCCCCCAUCACCAGGCAGUUAUUACAUCCCCCAUCACCAGGCAGCCAUUACAUCCUCCAUCACCAGGCAGCCAUUACAUCCUCCAUCACCAGGCAGCCAUUAUCCCCCCAUCACCAGGCAGCCAUUACAUCCUCCAUCACCGGCAGCCAUACUCCCCCCAUCACCAGGCAGCCAUUACAUCCUCCAUCACCAGGCAGCCAUUACAUCCCCCAUCACCAGGCAGCCAUUACAUCCCCCAUCACCAGGCGCCAUUUCUCCAUCACCAGGCAGUCUACAUCCUCCAUCACCAGGCAGUCAUACAUCCCCACACCAGGCAGCCAUUACAUCCCCCAUCACCAGGCAGCCAUUACAUCCCCCAUCACCAGGCAGCCAUUACAUCCUCCAUCACCAGGCAGCCAUUACAUCCCCCAUCACCAG